This is a messenger RNA of Rhipicephalus sanguineus (brown dog tick), 1374 nucleotides long. RefSeq lists its product as uncharacterized. The record is from RefSeq and is a predicted model, not a curated record. The coding region runs from base 1 to 1374 and encodes 457 amino acids. Lineage: Eukaryota; Metazoa; Arthropoda; Arachnida; Ixodida; Ixodidae. The transcript has a single exon.
AUGGAUCCUGACCCCACCGUACGCAGUCCGGACUUGGCGUCGCCUGCGACGUCAACCUCAAGGAAGCGCAACAGCCGAGAUGACGACACCACCAGUGACAGCACUGAACUGUACACGGCGAGUAGUGAAGACAGCGACGACAAUUUCAUCCCCGCAGUGAAGCGCAAAGCUAAACGGCGAAUGGUCGGUGCGUCUUCGCCAGCUAGCAUCUCUACCGUGAAGGCUGCCUGCAGUCGUAAACGCCAUACCAUACUCUUUGUUCCUGUUGACUCUUCGGUCAACCUGAAGAACAUAAACAGGCAAGUGAUAUCGGCACGACUCGAAGCUAUCGUACCAAAUGAGAUACAAGAUAUUAGACUCAACCCACGGAAGAACAUCUUGGCCAUAGACGUUGAGCACCCGGCUGCGCUACAUACCUUGCGAAAUGUUACGGAGCUUGGAGACAUCAGACUCAGUGCUUACAUCCCGCAGGAUAGCGACACGACGACGGGCGUCAUUUAUGACGUCGACGUUUCUAUACCUAAUGCAGAUCUUCCUGUGCUGAUAAAGCCAGCUACUGAGGCCACGGACAUAUUGCAAGUAUGCCGGCUUGGCAACUCCCGUUGCAUCAAGGUGAACUUCAGAGGCGAUUGCAUCCCAUCGCACGUGAAGGUUGGUCACUUUCGUCACGUUGUGCGACCCUACAUUCCAAGGCCUCUGCAGUGCCACAAAUGUCUCAAACUGGGCCAUGUUAGUGGCGUGUGUAACAACAAGCCAGCAUGCCCACGUUGCGCCGAACCCCACAAAGCAGAGGCCUGCAAAGCAAUUCUCCUAAAAUGCAGCAACUGCAGCGGAAACCAUGACGCCUCAUCGAAAGACUGCCCAGUACUCAAGAAGGAGAGGAGCAUUCUGAGGCAAAUGGUGAAGGACGGAUCCUCACGAAAGGAAGCAGUAACGGUUGUACAAAGACGGCGUUCCCGUCGACGACGGUGCUCGAAGAAAAGAAAAAGCAGUCAUCUGCCAAAUGUGCCUUCACCUACGCCGCCACCGCCACCACCGCCGCCGCCACGACCACAGCGACCGCCCCCGCCCCCGCCGCCAGGUGUGAUUCGUCCAGAGGUGCAGAAAGACACUGAGGCGCAAAAGAGAGCAUCCGACACUGAUUGGCCUGCUUUACCGCGGGCACACGUGCCUACGGAACCAAAGCAUCCACAGUCGACAACGGCUACAUCAACAACAGGCAGUCUAUCCGCCCAAGAGGUCCAGGUUUUUUCUGUCCUGAGGUCGCUGAUGAGUGUUAUCCGCACUCUCCUGGCUAGUCUGCAGAUACCUGCCGCUAAAUGCGCACUGCAAGUCUUGGACACACUCGAACCAGUACUUGCCGGCUUGCAGUAA